Messenger RNA from Saprolegnia diclina VS20, 1699 nucleotides. RefSeq lists its product as hypothetical. Bases 89 to 1642 code for a protein of 517 amino acids. NCBI's taxonomy places the organism in Eukaryota, Oomycota, Saprolegniomycetes, Saprolegniales, Saprolegniaceae. The transcript has 3 exons. The record is from RefSeq and is a predicted model, not a curated record.
UUGAUUUCGUAAUCACAAGCGCGUCGCUGGCUUAGUAAUCACGCGCCGACCUCCUUGCCGUAAUCUCAACGCGAAGUAGACGUACGACAUGGACCCUUACCACAACUACGGCCACCCGAACCAGGGCCCGCCCGGCCACCCGGGCAUGAACAACGGCGCCGGCCACCCAGGCAUGCCUGGCGCGGGCGGCCGCCCCAUGGGCAUGGGCUUGCCCGCGCUCAGCCAGUCGGGCAUGCCGAUGAUGGCCGACCUUGGCAUGGGCUUUGAUGGCUCGAGCUACAUGCAGCACGGCGGCUACAUGGGCCAGGGCAUGCCGUCGAUGGUGCCGCCGCCGAUGAACGUUGCACUCACGCCAGUCUCAACGACGUCAAGCCAGUCGCCGAUGCCGGCCGCAACUGGUGGCGCCAAGGCCAAGAAGGCACCGGCCUCCAAGAAGCGCAAGGCGCCGCCGAGCGACACGCAGUCAAACCCAGACGCGCCCGACAGCCCAUCGUCGGCGACCGGCACGGGCACGGCCGCUGACACGGAGGAGCAGCGCAAGGCGCGCCGCCGCGAGCAGAUUGCCAAGGCUGCGCGCAAGCAUCGGCAGCGUCAGAAGGACGAGCUCGUUGCACUUCGCGAGAAGGUGAAGGACCUGAAAGAGCAAAUUGAAGUGCUCCAGAGCUCCGAGCCGUCCGAACACGACACCGAGUCGGGCUGGAAGCAGGAGGCCGAGCAGCACGCCGAGAUCCGCGCGCGUGUCGACCAAGAGAACGAGUUCCUGCGCAAGACGCUCAUGGAGCAAAUGAAGUUUAUCCAGCGGCUCCAAGACUACUUUACCAAGCAGCCGCUCCUCAACGCGCCGUCGCUCAACAAGAUGCUGACAACGACACCGUCGUCGGCGCCGCCGGCGCCCGCGCUCAUGCCGCCGCCGUCGAUGCCGUCGUCGUCGUUCUUUCAGCUGCCGACGGUCUCGUUCCGGGACUCGCUCCUCAAGGUCGCGGACGAAGCGAUCAACGUGUGCAUCGAGUCGGUGCAGUACGGCGAGCAGCUCUUCAAGCAGCCCAAGGUCGCCAAUAUGAGCUACCUCGGCGUCACGGUCCAGUACGAGAUGAACAAGGACCACAUCCACAUCUUCCUUCGCCACGUGCUGCCGGGCGCCAACCACAUGGCCGUGAGCGACCGCGUUUGGGAGCUCAUGACGUGCAAGAACUUCAACCAGGACUUUGGCUUUACCGAGGCGUACGAAGUCCUCGACGCGAUCGACAAUGACACCAAGUACAUUCGUGCGAUUUUGAACCUGACGCUCCCGAGCCCGGACAAGAACGGCGCGACCAAGGUCAAGGCCGAGCGUCUCCACGCGGUGAAGCGCCGCGCGAUGGCCAACUGCGUCUACAUUGCGUCGCGCAGCGUCCCCGACGACCCGAGCUGGCCGCAGACGCCGUCGUACAUUCGCCGCCACCAAAACAUUGGCAUCAUGCUCCGCGACUGCGUCGAGGAAGGCCGGUCGGGCACCGAGGUCAUGUGGUGCAUCAAGGUGCAUCUCGACCAGCACACGGACAUGUCGGUGGCCGCCAACACGCCCGACACGAUCCUGCGCAACCUCUUUGAGGUCACGCCGCCAUUUUUCAAGGCCAUUUUGGACCGCGUCCAGCAGUCGUAAUUCUCGUACAACCACCACUUACUAUUCCCUAUUCCACACGAACGAGCACCAUCUUAC